This is a messenger RNA of Pseudocercospora fijiensis CIRAD86, 977 nucleotides long. RefSeq lists its product as uncharacterized. The transcript has a single exon. Lineage: Eukaryota; Fungi; Ascomycota; Dothideomycetes; Mycosphaerellales; Mycosphaerellaceae. The record is from RefSeq and is a predicted model, not a curated record. The coding region runs from base 96 to 902 and encodes 268 amino acids.
AAAAGUUCAAGGACACAAUCAAUGACUCCCAUGCAUCCAAGAUAGCAGAAAGGCAUCUGAGAAUUGUCCAAUACUACAAUAGUACAUAUCGCAAAAUGCCGCGAUCGCCAUCGGAUGCCACGCGUUUCACAUCGACCGGUCCGUAUGUAUCGACCAAACCAUCUAGCUCGACGAGCUUCACAUCAUCGAAUGCCGCAACGACAGGAACGCAGAUAAAUUUUGGGUCAGCGCCGCCGGGAGAAACACCUCAGCAGAAGAUUGCACGAUUACGAGCUGCUGCAGCAUUGGCAAAGCAGGAAAAGGAGACGACAUUCGACAAGACAGUCCGAAUAGGACGGGUAUGGGCAGAUCGAGCGCACAGAGUGACGGCACUAAGCCUGAUGGGCUUUACCGUGGUCAGCGGUGCAGUGGCAAUAGCUGGCAUCACGGAUAUGCUCAUGCACAAUCGGCGGAAGAGGAAUGAGUGGUUGGCGCAGAAGCAGGCUGAAUCGGCCAGAGAUUUGGCCAUUGCGCGACAAGCAGAAGCACAAGGCACAGCGACUGAAGACCAAAUACUGCUCAUCAACCGGGAAAGGGCAGCAAUGGAGGCUUACAUCGCCAAGAAGAACAAGCCUGGCGUGUUCAAACGUGCCUCAAACUGGCUGUUCUCGGGUUUGUCCAAGGAGGAGCAGAAGGGAGGCAGACUGGGUGCUACGGCCACAGCAGCCGAGUCCGCAGCAGGUACAACCGUGCAAGAUACGAGGAGCGUGAUGCAAGCCGUUGAAGGGCAGAAAAGUAUAGGCGAGAUGGCCCAGGCAAUAUUGGAGCCGACCGGGGGGCCUUUGGAUCGACAAGCACAACUAGCUGCGGACUCAGCAUCGACUACAGCGAGAAGCUGGACGACCUGGCUAACAGGGCGGUAGUAAUUGUACAAAGUGUUAUACUGCUAGACUUGCAUGGUGCUGGAGUUGCCGAGUGGUGGGAAUCUAGCCGAUGUA